AUGGCCGAGCCAGCGGCGUCGCCCAGCAAGCGCCGCAGCAGCGCCAACGGUGAGGAGCCCGAAAGCCAUGGCCGGGACCCCGGGGGGACGCCGCCGCCGCCGCCCGCGCAGCCCACGGGCGGGGGGAGGAGCCCCAUGACGCUCACAGGCGGGGACCCACAACAGGGCGGGGCGCAGGGGCCCCCGCCGGGCGCCUGGGGUAAUGAAGAGUCUUGGCAGUAUAAUACAUUCCAGUACUGGAGGAAUCCUUUACCACCUAUCGACCUGGCAGAUAUCCAAGGAGCAAGUGAAGACAGCCUGGCCGAGACAACACUUCAGGACAAGAAUGGAGUGGCCGAGAUUGACAUGGUGUCUUGA
This is a messenger RNA of Jaculus jaculus (lesser Egyptian jerboa), 357 nucleotides long. RefSeq lists its product as uncharacterized. The transcript has a single exon. The record is from RefSeq and is a predicted model, not a curated record. NCBI's taxonomy places the organism in Eukaryota, Metazoa, Chordata, Mammalia, Rodentia, Dipodidae. The coding region runs from base 1 to 357 and encodes 118 amino acids.